Molecule: messenger RNA, 528 nt
Organism: Fusarium fujikuroi IMI 58289
Lineage: Eukaryota; Fungi; Ascomycota; Sordariomycetes; Hypocreales; Nectriaceae
Exons: 1
Coding region: 1-528 (175 amino acids)
Source: RefSeq, a predicted model, not a curated record
AUGCACUCUUUAAAAUUCUUCCGCAGCCUCUGCACCCUCUUUGUUAUCCUGAUCGGCGCCCAUCUAACAUCCGCCUCUCCCGUGGGCACUGCCAGCGGCUUUGGUGUCGCGCGUCGGGCCGGAGGCAGCUGGUGCUGGCCCUUCUGUAACCCCUUUAACCGCGGCGCGCCUAAUAACCCGAACCGUUUCAACUUCCGCGCCCCUCCCUCGACAGUCACCGGGCGUUACUAUGACACCCCAGACACCCAGGUCACUGUCUUUGUCCGAACCGACACCACGGGUGCCGUGGAGGUGACUGCGUCAAUCGGCACACGCUACAACCUGCCGACGCAUGCUGAAAUCAACGUCCGCCUACAGGUCCGCGGCGGCACGAACAUCGAUUUCAAUCACGCCAACCUGGCACUCGGUAGCGAGACGGCCGUUGCAAGAAUCUCUGCUGAUCAGGCGGCGGGUCUUAGGAGAGGGGAGGGGGCCGACGAUGGGUCUUUUGGUAUCACGCUACUGUAUAGGCUAGACCAGGACCUGUGA